Molecule: messenger RNA, 2355 nt
Organism: Neocloeon triangulifer
Lineage: Eukaryota; Metazoa; Arthropoda; Insecta; Ephemeroptera; Baetidae
Exons: 3
Coding region: 602-2233 (543 amino acids)
Biological process (GO): rRNA base methylation
Cellular component (GO): cytoplasm
Molecular function (GO): rRNA (uridine-N3-)-methyltransferase activity
Source: RefSeq, a predicted model, not a curated record
GCACACCACGCUUGCCUUGCUCAACUUUUCCCCCGUCCUUACCUGUCCGGGCAAGAUCGAGUGGUGUCCGAUGUCCAACUGGGACGCCUGGGUUUGGCUCUGCGAGGGCAAAGUGAAGUCCUUGAAGUCGAACUCCGAGCCCUGCGUGUCGGCCCCGAUCAGAUCGGCACCUUCGUCGGUGUCCAGGAAGGUGAGCGUCUGCGAACUCGGCCCGUACGUGUCGACACUCAUUUCGGCUCCGAAUUCGCGAGUGCCUAAUUCAACUCAACCAGCGGCCGCGUCUGCUCGCGACCUCGAAAGAGUCGAUUAAUCGUCUCUGAUCGAACUAUUUACACAAAUAUCUGUUCGAAAUUCACGCCAUGUUCAAGCAGCACGUCGUGUUGAUCCACAGACUUCGAGACUUUGCAAAGUGACGUCAUGCGCGACGUUGCAGCCUAUCGGAGACACGUGACAACGUCGCGCCGCCGAAUCAAAACAAGAUCCAUGCGGCCGAGAGGGAAAUUCAAACGAGCCGAAGAUUACUAAAAUUGGGGCUUGGCGAUGCCACCGGCGCCGAUUUCCGUCGACAUUUGACCUCGCCGCCCGCCGAACAAGAGGAGAGAUGGACCCGAGUCUGUUCAGCAAGGACGACGGAGUCCUUUUCGUGGGAGAGGGCAACUUCUCAUUUGCCUUGAACUUCAAAAAGAGGCAUGGAAAGUUGCGGCACGUGAUUGCAACCUGUUUCGAGGAAAAAGACAAAAUUUUGAAAGGAGCUGAAGAAAACGUUGCUCUGCUUGAAGAACAGGGUGCUCGUGUUGUGUUCGGAGUGGAUGCAACAAAACUUCACACCUACAAUUACCUACGCCUGAAUGAAGAUUAUCUUUCCAACUGCAUCAUCUUUAAUUUUCCACACAUCGGUGGCAAAAUGAAAAUCCAUCGCAACAGGGAAUUGCUGCGCAACUUCUUUGCCAGUGUCAGAAAAUUCCUUGCGAAUUCUUGUCAAAAGUUGCCUACUGCGUGCACGCCCAGGGUGAUUGUCAACCUUUGCAAAGGUCAAGGAGGAACCGAGGCUGAUGGAAGCGAUCAACGAGUGUGGGGAAAUUCCUGGCAAAUUAACGAAAUGGCUGCAGCUUCAGGGUUCGUCUUGAGCCAGAUCCUCCCCUUCAAUCACGAUCUCUGUGAUGGAUAUUCCAGUGUGGGUUUCCGAAGUCGAGAGCAGUGGUUUCACACUGAAAACGCUCUAGUGCACGUUUUUGAACCAGCUCCGCCUCCUCUUCUGCUGCCCAAGGUCACUGAGAAAGAAAGUCUCGUCCAGCUGUCCACUCGCUACGGAAACAUUCAAUGUGAUCGCACCCACCUAGAAGUGUGCGCAGCCCUCUCCGAAGUGGAGACAAAUUUCUUCAUGAGCACCGAUCAAAAGCUAACUCCCCAAAUUUAUUUGUACAAUAAACUGGUCGACUUGAUCAAAAACUCAUCUCGCUUUGGAGAGAACUUCAUGGUGGUGCACACCAAUUACCUGCCUUAUCACUGCGACCUGAACCUGAAAAGGGUGGCCUGUUACCUGCAGAAUUCUGUCAAGUACCUGAGGAGGAGUUUGGCUGAUGUGAUGGAUUUCUGCAAGAAAGACUCUUUUGUCACUUUCGGCCCAGUUUUCAAGCCGCUGGAUGAAUUGCCCUUUUCCGAGUCUCCAGCGCCGUACCAAAUUAUCAUCAAGCAUUUUGAGGUUGAUAGAGUCACCGGACUGAUCACUCUUUGGCUCACCUCACUGCUUGGAGAGUCUAGUCUGGACGUCGAAAUGGACGAAGACCAGUGGACUGUCCAGUACGCCGGGCGCGAUCUUGCUUACAAGUGCCACAAAAAUGCUGUGAUUGUGGAACUGGACCUGCUGGCCAAGGUUUUCUUCAAGCUGGCCAGCUUUAGAGACCUGCUGAACGCCAAGUAUGCCAAAAGUACCUUUGUUCCCACCUCCAUUUUUCCCAGAACUCAUGUGCUGGACAUUUGCUUUAUUCUGGGAGAGCAGUUUAGUGAGGCCAAGUUCAAUGUGGUUUUGUGGAGAGCUUUGGGUCGGUUUGUGAUGAAAAAAGAAUUGGUGAAUACCUACAGUCCUGAUGGUGAGGAGUGGACUAGUCACUGCUACCGAGUGCAUUACCGCUCUACUAAAGAGGCCCUUUCAAGGAAAGCUGCCAUCGUGAUGCACCAGGAAUUUUUGCCAGAAGUGCUUUUGAAAACAAAGAUUGCUCAAAGAGUAUUGUGAUUCAAAUUUGAAUUUGUACGUCAUAAAAAAUGGCUGCUGUUUGGUUGUUAAAUAUUUGUACAAAUUUUAUAUUUAUGUGCAUUACAAAUAUUAUUGUGCAAAUAAAAUUUAUUAAAUUACAA